This is a messenger RNA of Meloidogyne enterolobii, 312 nucleotides long. NCBI's taxonomy places the organism in Eukaryota, Metazoa, Nematoda, Chromadorea, Rhabditida, Meloidogynidae. The record is from the annotation of a GenBank genome assembly.
AUGAGCUUCUAUUGGAGCCGGGCUUCUAUUAGAACAUUUCCGUUCCGAAAAUGUUUAAUGUCAAAAAAUAAAAUAUUUGAUAUGAUGUCUUGGGAUAAAGAAACACUUGCUAGAGUUGUUAAAGGAUUUUAUGUUAGAAUUGGUGCAAGACGUCCUGAAAAGUCAUCGGAACAACAAUUUUAUGUUGAUCAGAUAACCGGUGUUAGUUGGGGAGGUACUCCAUACAGGUUUGUUUUUUGGUUUUGGGUUAGAUUUUUUUCACAACAUAACAUGAAAUUCUUAUUAAAUGGUUCUAAAAAAUAUUUAACAUAA